GAUUGAAUCAUUGUCAACGUGUGAGGUACAUGCAUACACCUUUGGUCCGCUCCCUGCCCUUGAUGCCGUUUCUGGUGGAAGAGGGGGGGCCGGCCAUGUCUCUCCACGUCCUCCGUGCUCGUAGUCCCCGGAUCUUUGCGACUACGAACUUUGUGACUCAAUCCUUUUUCCCUUUCCUAUCCUUCCCUUCCACCCCUGACUCUGAAGUACAAUCCCAUCGACUCUUCUUCUACAAAUACCCUCUUUAGCUUCUGACCUUUUCGCUUCUUCUAGUCGGUCAAGCUAUUAUCUCUCUCCCGUUUUCUCCAAACCGAACUGUGACGCCAUCCCACCAGGAACAGAUCCGCCCCUCCGUCCACUACUUGAAAAUCUGCCCCGCACUCGCCCAAGAUGCCCAUGCUCAAGGAACCGUGGAAGAAAUACAAGCCCUUCCCGGCUCUGAACCUCCCGGAUCGUCAAUGGCCCUCCAAGACCAUCACAAAAGCCCCGCGCUGGCUGUCGACCGACUUGCGCGAUGGCAACCAGAGCUUGGUUGACCCAAUGAACGGUGACGAGAAGUGGCGCUACUUCAAGAUGCUGUGCGACUUGGGCUACAAGGAAAUUGAAGUAUCCUUCCCCUCGGCCUCGCAAACCGACUUCGACUUCACCCGUCGCCUCAUCGAGACCCCCGGCGCCAUCCCCGACGAUGUAUACCUCCAGGUUCUCUCCCCCUGCCGUGAGGACCUCAUCAGAAGGACAGUAGAGUCCCUCAAGGGUGCGAAGAACGCCAUCGUCCACAUCUACCUCGCCACGAGCGAGUGCUUCCGCAGGGUAGUAUUUGGUUUCAGCGAAGACGAGAGCGUUGAGCUCGCCGUCAAGUGCGCCAAGCUGGUGCGCUCCUUGACGAAGGACGACCCUUCGCAGUCCGGCACAAACUGGCAGUUCGAGUUCAGCCCAGAGACCUUCUCCGACACCUCCCCCGAGUUCGUCGUCCGCAUCUGCGAGGCCGUCAAGGCCGCCUGGGAGCCCACCGUCGAGGUCCCCAUCAUCUUCAACCUUCCCGCCACCGUCGAGAUGUCCACCCCCAACGUCUACGCCGACCAGAUCGAGUUCUUCUGCAGAAAUGUCACCGAGCGCGAGAAGAUCGCCGUCUCCCUCCACCCCCACAACGACCGCGGAUGCGCCGUCGCCGCCGCAGAGCUGGCUCAGAUGGCCGGCGCCGACCGCGUCGAGGGCUGCCUGUUUGGCAAUGGCGAGCGCACCGGCAACGUGGAUCUCGUCACCCUCGGUCUGAACCUGUACACGCAGGGCGUCCACCCCAACGUCGACUUCUCGGACUUGAACCGCGUCAUCGACAUGGUCGAGGUCUGCAACAAGAUCCCCGUCCACCCCCGUGCCCCCUACGGCGGCUCCCUCGUGGUCUGCGCCUUCUCCGGUUCCCACCAGGAUGCCAUCAAGAAGGGCUUCCAGGUCCGCGAGUCGACCGUCAAGUCCAACGACGAGCACUGGCAAAUCCCCUACCUCCCUCUCGACCCCACCGACAUUGGCCGCACCUACGAGGCCAUCAUCCGCGUUAACUCCCAAUCCGGCAAGGGCGGCGCCGCCUGGAUCAUCCUGCGCAAGCUCUCGCUCGACCUCCCCCGCGGCCUGCAAGUCGCCUUCUCAAAGGUUGUCCAGGACAAGGCCGACCAGCUCGGUCGCGAGCUCCUCUCGGACGAGAUCACGGAUCUCUUCGAGUCGACGUAUUACCUCCGCGACAACCCGCGCUUCACCAUUGUCGACUACAGCAUCGCGCCCGACCGCUCGCAGUCCCCGGCGCCGCCCCAGCCCGGCAAGACCCAGGACACAAAGAACCUCAAGCGUGUGUUUGAGGGCGUCGUCUCCAUCGACGGCAAGGAGUACAAGCUGCGCGGCCGCGGCAACGGUCCCAUUUCCAGCUUGGCCAACGCCCUCAAGAGCGUGGGCGUCACCUUGGAUGUCGAGGACUACAAGGAGCACGCCAUUGGUGCCGGUCGUGAUGUCAAGGCCGCCACGUACAUUGAGUGCACGGCCACCGGCACCAAGCAGAAGUACUGGGGUAUCGGCAUCCACGAGGAUGUGGUCCAGAGUUCUCUGACGGCCUUGUUGAGUGCCGCCAGCAACGUAAGUCGAGUCCCCUUUUUAUCUCUACAUUACUCUGAGUACUAAUAUUCGUUUGUACAGUUCGUUGGCAGCCGCCCCGG
This is a messenger RNA of Colletotrichum acutatum, 2201 nucleotides long. Its product is annotated as 2-isopropylmalate synthase. The record is from RefSeq and is a predicted model, not a curated record. Lineage: Eukaryota; Fungi; Ascomycota; Sordariomycetes; Glomerellales; Glomerellaceae. The coding region runs from base 391 to 2166 and encodes 591 amino acids. Gene Ontology annotation, cellular component: mitochondrion. The transcript is spliced from 3 exons. Gene Ontology annotation, molecular function: 2-isopropylmalate synthase activity. Gene Ontology annotation, biological process: L-leucine biosynthetic process.